CAUGUAAUUUAAGUUUUAGUAACGGCCAUGAAAAAUCGCAGACACCUUCGUCCUCCAACUGCACAAACCUCCCUUCACUUUCGAUCCCUCCCUCUCUAACAAAAACAAAAAACAGCAACAAGAAGAAGGUUUUUUUUUUUUUCUUUUUUUCUGACCAAAAAAGAGAAGCUUUUGGAACCUCCCCUCCUCCUCUCUCUCUCUGCAGAAAUUCAAGACGAAGGCGAUCUCUGUAUCCUUCCAAACAUGCAUUUCGCAAAGCUUGAUGAUUCGCCUAUGUUCCGCCAACAGAUACAAGGUUUGGAGGAAAGUGCAGAGUCACUGAGGGGAAGAUGUUAUAAGUUUUACAAAGGAUGCCGAAAGUAUACAGAAGGGCUUGGAGAAGCGUAUGAUGGUGAAAUCGCUUUUAUAACUGCCCUUGAAAGUUUUGGGGGAGGCCACAAUGAUCCUAUUUUUUCAGCUUUAGGAAGCCAGGUUAUGUCCAGAUUCACAAUUGCAUUAAGAGAAAUCGCGACGUACAAGGAAGUUUUGCGUUCACAGAUAGAGCACAUGCUAAAUGAUAGGCUGGUGAACAUUGUCCAUGUUGACCUCCAUGAAGUCAAGGAAUCCCGAAAGCGUUUUGACAAGACAUCACUUGUAUAUGAUCAGGCACGCGAGAAGUUUCUGUCAUUGAGGAAGAGCACGAGGAUGGAUAUAGCUGCUAGUAUAGAGGAGGAACUGCAGAAUGCAAGAUCCUCGUUUGAGCAAGCCCGCUUCAGCCUGGUUGCUGUUCUUUCUGAUAUUGAGGCCAAAAAGAGGUUUGAGUUUCUGGAAGCUGUCAGCGGGGUGAUGGACGCUCAUCUUCGUUACUUCAAACAGAGUUAUGAGUUACUGCAUGCAAUGGAACCCUACAUUCAUCAGGCUUUGGCUGACGCGCAACAGACACGAGAAAGUUGCAACCAGGAACAGACGUGUCUCAAUGAAAGGAUACAAGAGUACAAAAAGCAGAUUGAUCGGGAAAGUACGCAGUCCUUGAGCGGUAUCCAUGGUUCUCCUAAAGGAGAUGGUCCGCAACCUUUCUCCAGGAAAUCACAUAAAGUGAUCGAGGAAGUGAUGCAAUCUGCUGCAAAGGGGAAGGUACAAACCAUUCGGCAAGGAUAUCUAUCAAAGCGUUCCUCCAAUUUGAGAGGUGACUGGAAAAGAAGGUAUUUCAUUCUUGAUAGUCGAGGGAUGCUGUACUACUAUCGCAAACCAUGGAGUCGGCCAUCUUAUGGGAGUCCAUCUUCUCCACAGAAGAAUAAUUCCUCUGAAAACGGCUCCGGGCUUUUGAGUCGAUGGCUUUCAUCUCAUUACCAUGGUGGUAUACAUGAUGAGAAAUCCGUUGCUAGCCACACUGUGAACUUGCUGACAUCAACGAUAAAGGUUGAUGCAGACCAGACGGACUUAAGGUUCUGCUUCAGAAUUAUAUCACCUGCUAAAAUCUACACUUUGCAGGCAGAGAAUGCACUUGACCAAAUGGAUUGGAUUGAGAAAAUAACUGGAGUAAUAGCUUCAUUGUUGAGUUUCCAGACACUUGAGAGGCGUCUCUCAACUAGCCCUACAGGAAGCGAUGAUCAAUUCUCUGGAAACGAGGGCUACUUAUUAGAAAGUGCUCCUGAUGCUGAGCAGACAGCUAUUCCGGAACUGUCACCUAAGAUCACAGCUUAUAAUUAUCUACGAAUCUCUAGAAGUAUGCAGCCGCACAAGCUCAAAAGUGAGAAGCCAAUUGACAUACUGAGAAGAGUGUGCGGUAAUGAAAAAUGUGCUGAUUGUGGUGCACCUGAACCAGAUUGGGCAUCUUUGAACCUCGGAAUUCUUAUUUGCAUUGAAUGCUCUGGUGUUCAUCGUAAUCUUGGUGUACAUGUAUCAAAGGUUCGAUCACUAACACUUGAUGUGAAAGUAUGGGAACCUUCUGUCUUAACCUUGUUUCAAUCACUGGGAAAUGCUUUCGCAAACUCGAUUUGGGAGGAGAUGUUGUAUUCAAGAAGUACUUUGCAGGCUGAUAAAAUGCCUAUAGGUUUCUCCAAGGCUGAUAGGAAUGAGCCGUUUCUUAUGAUAAAGCCAUGUAAUGACGAUCUUAAUUCGACAAAGGAGAGGUAUAUUCAAGCAAAGUAUGCAGAAAAACUUUUUGUUCGUCGUACAAAAAACAAUCAGAAACUUCAUGUCAUGGGGCAACAGUUGUGCAAAAGCGUCCGUGCUAAUGACAAGAAAGCAGUUUACCGCUAUAUCGUUGGUUAUGAAGCAGAUGUUAAUUCUAGAUCUGUGCAAGCAUUAGAUGAUAAUUCCGGAGACAAGCCCUCCUCAAGUAACUUAAAUUCUGUCACUCAAAGUGAAAUUCAGCCCGCAGAAGACACCGCUGAAGGCUGUUCCCUGCUUCACCUAGCCUGCCAAAGUGCCGAUAUUGGCAUGGUAGAGCUCCUUUUACAGUACGGUGCCAACGUAAAAGCUACUGAUUCAAAAGGUCAAACACCACUACAUUAUUCCGUUAUAAGAGGGAAUAUUGCUAUUGCAAAGUUGCUUCUAACAAGGGGAGCUGAUCCAAAAGCCACUGACAGAGAAGGUAAAACACCAAGUGAGCUUGUAUCAGAAUCAGCCUCCAAAGACAAUGGGAUGCUGGCUCUUUUAACAAACUCCGGCAGAUGAUGUUUAAAACCGAAACUUUUUCGCAUACUUAACACGAGAACUGAUCGAAAACGUGAGACCGUUUUGCCUCUUCGAAAUGUAGGAUCAGUCUAGUUUUGUGGGUUGAGGUAAAUAGAGGCAGUUUGAUUUGGUUUGUAUCUGUUUGUGAACUAUUUUGUUCUUUAUAAUUUGGAUUUGUGUAUAGAAAAAGAAUGCUAGUAGGUUUUAGCAAAGUUAUUUUGUUGUUGUACUUGUAUGUAGAUGAUCAGUUUAGUUUAGGCAAAAUUUCAUUUGCUUUUGUAUCAAUGAGGUAACUAUUUGUUUCUUAUUUUUUAUAAGAAUUGUCGAUUGGAAGUGA
Molecule: messenger RNA, 2995 nt
Organism: Pyrus x bretschneideri (Chinese white pear)
Lineage: Eukaryota; Viridiplantae; Streptophyta; Magnoliopsida; Rosales; Rosaceae
Product: ADP-ribosylation factor GTPase-activating protein AGD3-like
Exons: 20
Coding region: 244-2658 (804 amino acids)
Cellular component (GO): cytoplasm
Molecular function (GO): GTPase activator activity; protein binding
Source: RefSeq, a predicted model, not a curated record